This is a messenger RNA of Thlaspi arvense, 958 nucleotides long. NCBI's taxonomy places the organism in Eukaryota, Viridiplantae, Streptophyta, Magnoliopsida, Brassicales, Brassicaceae. The record is from the annotation of a GenBank genome assembly.
AUGCUGAAAGUGAAGAAGGCAAUGGAGAAUGAGAAAAAGAAGCGGUUUGUGCUCAUCCAUGGGCUCUGUCACGGCGCUUGGUGUUGGUACAAAGUGAAAACGCAGCUCGAGGCUGCAGGGCACUGUGUGACCGCGGUGGAUCUAGCUGCGUCGGGUGUAAACAUGACCUGCUUGGAAGAGAUUCAGACUUUGAAAGAUUACGGCAAACCGUUGCUCGAGUACCUGAGCUCGCUUUGUGAUGACGAAAAGGUGAUUCUUGUUGCUCAUAGCAUGGGAGGUAUAUCCGCUGCGCUUGCUGCUGACAUCUUCCCUCGUAAGAUCGCUGCUGUUGUCUUCUUGACAGCUUUCAUGCCUGACACAAGAAACCCACCUGCUUAUGUUUUCGAAAAGUUUCUCAGAAGCACUUCACGAGAGGAAUGGUUAGACACUGUAUUUGGGAGGUACGGGACACCUGAUUGUCCUCUUGAGUUUGGUCUUUUGGGACCAAAGUUCUUGGCCAAAGUGUAUCAACUCUCUCCGGUCCAAGAUCUUGUAUUGGCCCAAAUGUUGGUGAGGGUGAACCCACUAGUCACAAACAAUCUGGCAGGGACAAGAAGCUUCAGCGAGGAAGGAUAUGGAUGCAUUACACGUAUAUAUAUUAUGUGCGGAGAGGAUCUUGUGUUGUCAGAAGAUUACCGGCGUUGGAUGAUCAAGAACUUUGCUCCAAAAGAAGUAAUGGAGAUUAGAGAUGCAGAUCAUAUGGCAAUGUUCUCCAAGCCUCAAGAACUGUGUCUUCUCUUGGAGAUUGCGGAUAAGUAUGCCUAAACAAACCUGCGAUCGUCAAUAGCAAUUCAGCUUUCACCACAAUACUGUAAUAAGCCAUAUGAGAGAAUAAGUCUAUAUGUAUCAGAUAAGGUUAUAUAAAUAAGAUCUCUGAGAGAAAUGAAUAAAAGCACUAUUUAUGCCAACGAUAUCCUAC